AUGUUUCAAAUUCAUCGGCAGACUCAGAUGCAACACCCACAGAUUGAGGUGUACGUUGAGUAUGAAACUGUAGCGGCAGUGGCGGUUCAGAAUGAUAUAGAUAUACAUGAUGAUAGAGGUGCAGUGUACGAAGGUAUGAAUAGUGACAGCGAAGAGGACUUCGAAGCCACUUAUGAGGCCGGCGGCGAAGAUGAGGAUGGUGAUGUGGUAGUUGAGGUAGCAGCAGAGAAUGUAGUGGUUCGUCCGCCGAGCAGUCAACCGAUGGACGUUCCACCUUUUAUGCGUGAGUUGGAUCUCGAGGCCAUGCAUGCCCCCGAGUUUCCGGAAUAUACAAACAUAGGCGUUGCCGAUGCUGAGGACGGGGAGUUCCAGAUUGGAAUGGAAUACAGUUCUAGAAAGUCGGUCAUCGCAGCGAUUAGAAGUUUCACUAUUGCUAGAGGAGUUGACUAUGAGGUGUAUGAGUCUGAGCCACAGACGUUCUAUGCAAAAUGCAAUAUGUACGGGCGUGGAUGUGACUGGCUUAUCCGAGCUAGCUUGAUACGGAAAAAAGGUUGUUGGGAGAUACGAAGAUACAACGGUAGGCACACGUGCACGAUCGGAACGAUUUCACAAGAUCAUUCCAAGUUGGACUCAGAUACAGUUGCCGAUGCUAUAAGGCCAUUGGUCGAGUCGGACCCGUCCAUCAAGGUGAAAUCUAUAAUUGUGGAAGUCCAGUCAAGGUUCAACUAUACCAUCAGUUACCGAAAGGCUUGGUUGGCAAAGCAAAAGUCCAUAGCCAACAUUUUCGGUGGUUGGGAGGAUUCUUACCAAGCCUUGCCAUGGUGGCUCUCGGUCAUGGUGCAGAAGAUGCCUGGUUCAGUUGUCCAAAUAGAAACACGACCACUGUACAACGGGAAUGAGGAGGCGCAAGGAACACUCCUGGUCGCUGUUGCACAAGAUGGGAACCAGAACAUUGUGCCUAUCGCCUUUGCCUUGGUGGAAGGGGAGACAGCUGAUGCGUGGCACUUCUUUCUCAGGAAUCUGCGAAUGUAUGUUGUUAGAAAAGACGGCGUGGGUAUGAUCUCAGACCGACAUGAGUCAAUACGGGCAGCAGUAAAUCGUCCCGGUGGCGACUGGCAACCUCCAAGAGCAUGGUAUUCAAGAACGGUGGAGGAGUACAAUAUCAACUAUAAGAGGUUGGAAGAGCGAGGCGAGGCAUAUGCCAGGUGGUGCGAUGCCAUUGGACUCAGACAUUGGGUAUUGGCAUUCGACGAGGGACAUCGAUGGGACCAUAUGACAACGAACCUUGUCGAGUGCAUUAACUCAGUGUUGAAGGGUGUCCGUAAUCUACCUGUAUUGGCGCUGGUCCGAGCAACAUAUUAUAGGUUAAAUAAACUUUUUACGCAGAAGAGUGCCGAGACUCACGAAUGCAAGCAUGCUGGAUAUACGUACUCCGCAUUUGCGCAACAGCGGAUAGAAGUGAGUAUGCAACAAGCUGGGAAUAUAGUUAUGCACCGCUUUGAUAGACGAAAUGAGGUGUUUGAGGUGCGCAAAAUGACUACAGAAAAGGUGUUAGUUGUUGAUCUUGCGCGAAGGAGGUGUGACUGCGGGCACUUUCAGGUUGAACGAAUACCAUGUCGCCAUGUUAUUGCUUGCUGUGCUAACCAGCGUCUCGAUUGGCAGUUGUAUGUGCAUGAUGUGUACAAGAUGACGGAGGUUCGUAAAGUAUAUAGGUUUGAGUUCACACCAUUAGGUGAUCCCGAUACAUGGCCUGCUUAUGAGGGACCCACAUUGGUUGCUAAUCCCGCGCUGAGGCGAACGUCUAAAGGAAGGCCCAAACUGACCCGAUACUUGAAUGAAAUGGACUCACGCGACAUGCGUGGUCCUCGAAUAUGCCAUCUCUGUGGUGCUCAGGGUAAUAGUCGGAGUAGGUGUCCUCAGCGUGCUGGACCGAGUGGUGCUGCUUCGUAG
This is a messenger RNA of Arachis duranensis, 1950 nucleotides long. RefSeq lists its product as uncharacterized. The transcript is spliced from 4 exons. The record is from RefSeq and is a predicted model, not a curated record. Gene Ontology annotation, molecular function: zinc ion binding. Bases 1 to 1950 code for a protein of 649 amino acids. NCBI's taxonomy places the organism in Eukaryota, Viridiplantae, Streptophyta, Magnoliopsida, Fabales, Fabaceae.